UAUUUCUUUCAUGGAUUCACUGAAAUUGAGCAUUCCUCAAGCGGGUUUGCACCGAAACGUCGAUCUCUCUUUUCCCAAUCUGCAUAUGCCCCCAUCAAGGCUAAAAAUUACAUGUGCGUUGAGAAAGAUUGGACCAAGAAAACCAAUGUGGAGGUCAAGGGUGUUGUCUCGGGAAGCCAUACAAGCUGUCCAAUCUUUGAAAUAAGCAAAAUGUCCAGACAAAUUAGCAGAGGUCUUUGCCAAUAGAAUCAGCAGACUCAUGAAGGCUGACUUGUUGGAUAUUUUAUCCGAGCUGCAAAGGCAAAACGAAGUAGAAUUAGCUCUUCAGUGACAUGAUCCUGAUGUUGGGAAAGAGUAGCAAUAUUGAAAUGGCUGAACAGCUUUUUGGUGAGAUAGAGAAAGAAGUCCUAUGGCCUGACACUAGAACAUACACUGCGGUGAUUGGAGCAUAUUUCCGUGUCAAAAUGAUAGAAAAGGCAAUGGAGUCAUAUGAAUCAAUGAAGGGAUCAGGUUGUGUUCCUGACAAGCUAACAUUCAGGAUCUUGAUAAAGAACCUUCAAAAGGCUGGCGAAAAAGAACUUAUAGCUACAGUGAAGAAAGAUUGUCUUUCCUAUAUUGAGUACCCUGAGAAAUUUCUUGAAGAGGUUGAAAAGACAUACCCAAAGCGAAGGUUACUCAACGUUGUUUGAAGAUAUGUAGCAUCUUUCAACCGUGUCGUCCUUUGUGCUACCUUGAAUUUCACAAUCCUCGGAGCUGGAUGAAGCUUGUCACCAUAGCCAGCUACCUUGAGAUAGUUGCUGCCAGCUUAUUGGCAUAUGAGCUGGCAAUUCUCACCUUGACUGGAAUGCAAGGUGAAUUAGUCAAUUCAAUUUAAGCAAUGAUCAUUUUAAAAAAUUUCUACCCUGUAUUAGAUCCUUGCACGAUGAUAGUUUAGGCUUGUAAUCACUAAUUAUGACUUCGUUAAGCAAUUUUGGCAAUUUUGAACUCACUAGGCUGACUAGGUGCCUUGUACGGUCAUUGCUGUUGGAUUAAUGCAAAUAUCAUUUUACAAUAUGAACUCUUUUAGCUACUGAAAAAUUCCCUAAGAUGUAGCAUCAACUCUUGAAAGAUGCUACAUGUGCCUUAUAAUGUAAUGUAAAUCUCCCAAAAUUUGCAACAUUUUCUGUAAGGUCUUUGAAGGUCCAAUUCCUAUAGUGCAAAA
This is a messenger RNA of Coffea arabica (coffee), 1201 nucleotides long. RefSeq names its product protein THYLAKOID ASSEMBLY 8-like, chloroplastic. Gene Ontology annotation, molecular function: RNA binding; protein binding. NCBI's taxonomy places the organism in Eukaryota, Viridiplantae, Streptophyta, Magnoliopsida, Gentianales, Rubiaceae. The record is from RefSeq and is a predicted model, not a curated record. Gene Ontology annotation, biological process: Group II intron splicing; chloroplast organization.